This is a messenger RNA of Nymphaea colorata (pocket water lily), 2125 nucleotides long. Its product is annotated as UDP-glycosyltransferase 74D1-like. Gene Ontology annotation, molecular function: UDP-glycosyltransferase activity. The coding region runs from base 441 to 1835 and encodes 464 amino acids. Lineage: Eukaryota; Viridiplantae; Streptophyta; Magnoliopsida; Nymphaeales; Nymphaeaceae. The record is from RefSeq and is a predicted model, not a curated record. The transcript has a single exon.
AAAAUUGAUCUGUUAUGAACUUUCUGAAUUUAUUUCUUGAACAAAAUUUUGUUCAUGUCCAACCACAAAAGUGAGUGGACUUCUGUGAUCCUGCAUGAACCUCCAAUUGCUAGUUUGACAAAACAGGCUGAGGCACGUAUGAAGAAUUUGAGAACUUUUACAGAGACCACUUGUUCAACUAAAGGCAAAGUUUCGGCCCCAGCAUUAAAUUUUCUCUGCAGAAUUCCUGCUACGACAAGGCGUAGCUUUCAGUCUUUUAGCAGGAACCAGAUCGUGAUCAGUACACACGCGAGGUCGAUUCUAGCAGGCAGCCAAAAAUCAAGAGAAACGAGUGGCCAUCGGCACCUUUCCUUGAUCACCAUCAUUUGUUCCUCAGUCCCCAUAUAAAGAGGCAUUCGGCUAGCAAACAAAGAGCAGAAAGAAAUCCAGAUUCAGAGAAGAUGGUGAGAGGCAACAGUGGCUCCGCUCCCCACGUCUUCCUCCUCGCCUACCCUGCCCAUGGCCACAUCAACCCCAUGCUCCAGCUCGCCUGCCGCCUCUCCUGCUCUUCAUCUCUCUCAGUGAUGUUCAUCUCCGCUGAAGAUGCCAUAACUUCGAUACUCGAAUCAGGGGAGGCCCCAAAACUCCCCAACCUCCAUUUUGAGUCCUUCCCUUCCUGCACACUCACCAAAGGUUCAUCGAUCGACGACCAUCUUGCCGGCGUCCGCAGAGAAUCAUCUAGCUGCCUCUGCAGCCUCAUGAAGAAGCACAUCCCAACUUGCAUCAUCUAUGAUUUCAGCAUGCCUUGGGUGCUAGAAAUCACAAGACCGCUAGGGAUAUUCUCUGCGUCAUUCUUCACCCAAUCUUCCACUGUUUACGCCCUGUAUUAUCUUCACUACCACGGUCAGGUCUCGGACAAGGCCCUGCUCGAGUUGGGGAGCUUGGACUUCCAUGAUUUCCCUUCUCCCCUGCAACCUACCAACAAGCACCCUGCUCUCACGCCUUUGCUCCUUGAUCGGUUCACCAAUUGCAGCGAGCCCACUUGGGUGUUGGUCAAUUCCUUUGACGAGCUCGAAUCCGAGGCGGUAAAGUUCAUGUUCCCCAGGAGGGCGCUCAUGACUCUCGGGCCCCUUCUCCAUCCGGCUUACUUCCACAGACAUGGCGACCAAACAAGCAUCUGCAAUGGCGGGAGGGUGAAAGAAUGCAUUGAAUGGCUGGACGGGAAGGAAAGGGGCUCUGUGGUGUAUGUUUCAUUUGGGAGCAUAUUGGGGCUGAGUGAUGAGCAAAUGGAGGAGUUGGCAUGGGGGCUGAAAGACAGCAAGAGGCCCUUCUUAUGGGUAGCGAAGACCCCAAAAGAUAAGAUAGAAGGGCAUGGGGGAAACAGGGUGCCUGAUGGGUUCAGAGAAGAAGCAGGCGAGCAGGGCCUGGUGGUGCCAUGGUGCCCUCAACUGGAAGUGCUGAACCACCCUGCAAUUGGGUGCUUUGUGAGCCAUUGUGGGUGGAACUCUACCCUGGAGAGCCUCUGCAUGGGGGUGCCAAUGGUGGCCAUUCCACAGUGGCUGGAUCAGCCCACCAAUGCGAAGCUUGUAGACGAUGUUUGGAGGGUUGGGGUGAGGCCGAUGGCGGACCAGAGAGGGCUGGUGAGCAGGGAGGAGUUGCAGAGGUGCCUGAGCGCAGUGAUGCACGGUGAGGGCAAGGAAGGCAGGUCGGAGGCCAGGGCUAGUGCAUCUCAGUGGAGAGAAAGGGCCAGGGCAGCGAUCGGUGAGAGUGGGUCUUCGUCGAGAAACUUUGAGGAGCUUGUGAGCAAGAUUCAUGGACGUCGAUCUGUGGUUCAAGCAGAGGCACUGUUUGGAUGACGAUGGCGACUGUAUGAAUGGAUAAACUUUACUGCAACGACAGCAAUGGGAGAUGGGAAAUAAUUGAAAUUUUCUUUUCGGUUUGCUACACGACAAGCUAACCGAAGAAUUUCACCCUUUUUUCUACUCCAAAAGUCAGAUGAGCAAUGAAUUCUGCAAAAGCUUUCUUUAACAUAACAUUUCCUUAGAAGACAACUUCAACUUCUCCCCUGUAUGGAUUGAGAAUCUCAGCCUAUGUUGUCCUAUUUCAAUGUUUUGAAGAUCAAUAAUUAGAGGCAAAUUUUAUAUAA